AUGUUCCACCGAAGUUACUCCAUUGUGGCCCUUCUGGUUCUGCUGCUGUCUUCCUUCGUCUUCGGAGAGGUGCUGGAGCUGACCGAUAAGACGUUUGAUGACGUGGUUCUCAAGUCCGGCAAAACCACGUUUGUGAAGUUCUACGCAACUUGGUGCUCACACUGUAAGCGGAUGCAACCAGCAUUUGAGGAGUUGAGCGAUUCUUUUGCUAAGAACAGUGGGAUCCAAGUGGCACAGAUCGACGCCGAUACCUACUCCAAGAUUGGAAAAAGAUACGACAUCGAUGGUUUCCCCACAAUGAAACUGUUCACUGCCAAAGACCCCAAGAAUCCUGUGGAAUACUCUGGGGGCCGUGAUUUCACUAGCAUGUCAAACUUUGUUGCAUCGCACAGUGGUGUAAAACCACCAAAGGCCGAGACCAAGAUCACGUUGUUAGAUGACCACACAUUCGACGAUGCUGUGGCCAAGUCUGACGUGUUUGUGGUGCUUACAGCUUCCUGGUGUACUCACUGCAAGAACUUGCAUCCUGCAUGGGAAAAAUUGGCUAAGGUGUUUGAAGCAGACAAGGAUAGAAUCGUCAUUGCGGAGGUGACGACUACAGAAUCGCCCUCGGACGAGCUCAAAAGACGUUAUGACGUUAAGGGGUUCCCAACAAUUUUGUAUUUCCAUAAGGGAGAUACCACCAAGCCAAUAGAAUACGAGGGCGGGCGUACUUUUGCGGAGCUGGUUGGCUUCGUGAACAUCAAGACUGACCUAUUCCGUGACCAGAACGGCCAAUUGACUUCCAAAGCAGCUAUUGUACCGGAAGUGAGCGAUCUGGCCUCGUCAUUGCUUUCUGCAUCCGAGUCUGAGAGACAGAGCAUCGUUGAUGCCAUUGCGAAGGAGCUUGUCACUGCCAGAAGAGUGGAUCCUUGGGUCAAGAAUUACUAUGUCAAGGUGAUCACCAAAAUAGCCAACGGCGAAGCCGAUUUCAUCUCGAGAGAGUCUUCAAGACUGUCCAAAAUCCUGGCCCAAAGCGGCAACAUUGCCCAAAGCAAGCUCGAUACGAUGCAGAAGAGACUCAACAUUUUGAGUACAUUCCUCCCAGAAAAGAUUGUUCACCAAGACCUUUGA
Messenger RNA from Kuraishia capsulata CBS 1993, 1113 nucleotides. RefSeq lists its product as uncharacterized. Gene Ontology annotation, cellular component: endoplasmic reticulum. The transcript has a single exon. Gene Ontology annotation, biological process: protein folding. Bases 1 to 1113 code for a protein of 370 amino acids. Gene Ontology annotation, molecular function: protein disulfide isomerase activity. Lineage: Eukaryota; Fungi; Ascomycota; Pichiomycetes; Pichiales; Pichiaceae. The record is from RefSeq and is a predicted model, not a curated record.